AGCUUGACUUUCGCCAUGUUUCGGGUCAAUGUGGACUGAUACAUCAGACGUCUGUGGUAUCCCCAUAGCCAUAGCCACAGCCACCAGGUAGUCGUGUGCUCGUGGCAAGCAAUGGGAACAUUCGGAGCCCGAGUCCUCGUAAUGUAAAACUAGCAAAUGGACGGCCAUAUGCAACAGGAGAAACAUGUCAAAUAGGUCCCCGGCUACGCAGCAAUGACUGUCAUCUCUGCCCAUAUGCUCGGUCUGGCAUCCAACUUUGGUUCUCGCACAGCUUGCAUCCCGACGACAAGCACCUGCGGUGGGGAAGGGAGGAAUGUUGAUGAACUCUCCUAAAGGUUUCUCCAAUGCUGGCAGCAUGUAAAAGUUCACAUGCAUACGGAGGCUGUGAUAUGGAACCUGCUCACCUCUAGUCAGGGCCCGCCCGUCCAGGUCCAGAGAGUUCACUGGGGAGGAUCCUGUCAUCAUUACGAGGACAUUGAACAACCAAGGGCAUCGGUACUCCUAGAGCCCCCGGGCUACAAGGCACAAAAGGACAUGGACAGAUGCCGCGGGUGCAUUUCUCUGGUGGACUGGGACCUGCAACCUGCAACCUGCAACAUUUUUAACUAGCUGCCACAGAUCGGAUGCGCACCGAAACACCUAGCGUGCAUUGAGGGCAGUUCACCGGAUAUGCAAUUUCGAGUCUCAGAUUGGUCCUUUGACUGCUCUCAUAGAAUUCGUAGAGUGAACAAACAAGCUUGCCGUGGCUGGUGGUGACCGUAUCGGCACGCAAAUGGCUCGGCUCAAUCCCCGUCUCCUUCACCGCCUUGGGAAAUUCUGCCGGUCAAACACAAAAAAAAGUUGCGAGUGCAAACUUCACCAUCCCAGACCAAGCGAGCGCAGCCACGGGCCCCAGAACCCCAAUCCCGCCAUGGUUCGUACAGGAGCGGAGGAGGAUUUUGUCCUCACAAUCUCUGACAAUGAGGACCUGCCAGCCAGUGAUCUUGACACAGAUGACUCGGAAACCGUAGCGCCCCGCACCAGCACCAAGCGAAAAAGGGAAGAAAAGAAAACUGGUCGCAAGAACAAGAAACAGAAGGUGCAGAGGGGAAGAGAUGCAGAGGACGAGAGUAUUGCGUCAGGCGACGAUUCAGAGAGCGGCGAAGAUACGGGUGUCCAAGAUGGCGCCCUCGAUCCUGAUUUCGAGUUUGAUACUGGAGCGAACGAAGUGCUCGAAGACCUUGAGGAAUUUGACGGAUGGGGCGAGGACAACACAACCACAAAGAAUCGAGAACAAAAGAAGAAAGGCGUCGACAUCGACGCUAUCAUUGCUCGUCGCGCAGAGAAGAAGGCAAAAUCCACUGGGUCCAAAAAGCAUCAAGGGGCAGUAGCAGAAUCAGAAUCAGAUGUGGACGAAGACAAUGGCGAGGACGACGUGGAGAUGCCCGACUUCGAAGAUGACGAACUUCUUGCUCCAGACACUUUCGGUGCUGAUGCUGCAUCUGAGGAUGAGGAAGACGAGGAAGAUUCAGGGGCGGACAAAGAACAAGACGACAACACCGACGACGACGGCGACACCGACAAUGCGUCCGACAGCGACUCAGUGGCCUCUCCAACAGCUCAUCCCGACGACUUAACCUCCGAUCAGUCAGAUGCUGAAUCGGAAACGUCUGUCUCGGAAGAUCCGGACGAGAUAGCCAAACGCGCAGCGUUCUUCGCUCCCGAGGACAAAACAACACGACCCGACAUCAAAUCCGCAUCCUCGUUCCAACAAUUCUCCCUGUCACGGCCUAUCUUACGCGGCUUGGCCAGCCUUUCAUUCGCGACCCCAACACCCAUCCAAACCCGCGCCAUUCCCGUCGCCCUGCAAGGCCUAGAUGUGGUCGGGUCCGCCGUGACGGGCUCUGGCAAGACGGCCGCGUUCCUCCUCCCCAUCCUUGAGCGCUUGCUAUAUCGCCCCCGAAAAGUGCCCACGACGCGAGUAGCCAUCCUCAUGCCCACCCGCGAACUCGCGGUCCAAUGCUACAGUGUCGCCACCGCUCUGGCGCGGUUCACAGACAUCACCUUCGCGCAGGUCGUGGGUGGCUUCUCCUUACGGGAACAAGAGACCAUCCUGAAAAAGCGGCCCGACGUCGUGAUUGCCACGCCAGGUAGAUUCAUCGACCACAUGCGCAACUCGGCCAGCUUUGCCGUCGAGAACAUUGAGAUCCUGGUGCUGGACGAAGCCGAUCGGAUGCUCGAGACCGGGUUCGAAGACGAACUCAACGAGAUCCUGCGCACCAUCCCCAAGGGAAGACAGACGAUGCUCUUCUCCGCCACCAUGACGGAUAGCGUCGACAAAUUGGUCCGAGUGGGCAUGAAUCGUCCCGUCCGUCUAUCCGUCGACGCAAAGAAGUCUACAACGGCAGGUCUAGUUCAGGAAUUCGUCCGUCUCCGCCAAGGACGCGAGGGCUUGCGUCUGGCUACUCUAUGCGUGCUGUGCCAGAACUUCUUCACCGAACGCACGAUCGUCUUCUUUCGUCAGAAGAAGGAAGCCCAUCGUGUACGCGUGGUGUUCGGCUUACUGGGCUUAAAGGCCGGCGAACUGCACGGAAGCAUGACGCAAGACCAACGUAUCAGUGCAGUCAAUGCCUUUCGCGACGGCAGGACAACACACCUCCUCGCCACGGAUCUCGCCAGUCGAGGUCUCGACAUCAAAAACGUCAUGACAGUCGUCAAUUACGAAGCGCCACAGACGCAUGAGAUCUACUUGCAUCGCGUUGGUCGCACGGCCAGAGCAGGCCGCUCGGGGCGUGCGUGCACGAUCGCCGCCGAACCCGAUCGGAAGGUGGUCAAAGCGGCGGUGAAGAGCGCCCGACAACAGGGCGCGAAGGUCGUGUCUCGCGUGAUGGAUGUUCAGGCGGUCGACGCCAUGCACCGACGGCUCGAAGAUCUCGAGUCGGAGAUCGAGGAGAUCCUGAAAGAGGAGAGAGAGGAAAAGCAACUCGCCGCCACCGAGGCUGAGAUCGCGCGCGGCGAAAACCUCAUCAAGCACGAGUCCGAAAUCAUGGCCCGGCCAAAGAGGACUUGGUUCGAGACCGAGAAAGAGAAACGCGACUCCAAGAUCAAGGGACGGAUGGAGUUGAACGGGCCGGACGGGGUGGGAGCCGUGAAGGUGCGGACAGAGAAGAAGAAGCUGAGUAACAAAGACAAGAAGCGUCUAGACGAUGCGCGUGAGAGAAAAGAGGGGAAAAUGUGGAGGAAGGGGAAGGGCAGUGAGGAGGCAGUAAGGAGGAUGAUGAAGGAGAAGGGAAAGAAGAAGAAUAAAAAGAACGGGGGGAGGAUGAAGGGUAAGAGGUAAGGAUCGAUCAGUAUAAUACCUAUUGGACAGUCUAUCAAGAGACCAAAUGGACUCGACUCUACUGGUGAUCUCGACUUCUCCUCUCCCAAAUAUGCGUGGAUGAGCUGUGGACUGUGAUGAAAGCAUGAUCUUCCCAGUUGAUCGUCCUUCGACUGUUCCAAUCCCCUUGUUGCAAAGCCAUUUCCGACUCAGGCGCAGGUCGCAGCUCUCGCCGGGAUUAUAAACGGCCAUCCUUCGUAUCUGGCUCCGUCCUGGCAGUUGAAUUGCGAGUCUAACUCUAUAUCACAUUUCCGACGAGAGAAGAAAGAACCGAGAGCUGUGAAAUCAGAGCCGGAGAGUCGGGGACGGCGAACAUUUGUUUUCUCCGCAAAUGUGUCGGUCUUGAAAAUGGCACGAGUUGUCACCAACCUUCAGUCUCUGAUUCUCUUUUGAUUUGCAACAGCGGAUUCAUUUUAUGCCGGCCGGUUUCAGCUUCCCC
Cladophialophora immunda is the source of this 3797-nucleotide messenger RNA. RefSeq lists its product as uncharacterized. NCBI's taxonomy places the organism in Eukaryota, Fungi, Ascomycota, Eurotiomycetes, Chaetothyriales, Herpotrichiellaceae. Gene Ontology annotation, molecular function: RNA helicase activity; ATP binding; nucleic acid binding. Bases 773 to 3319 code for a protein of 848 amino acids. The record is from RefSeq and is a predicted model, not a curated record. The transcript has a single exon.